Molecule: messenger RNA, 865 nt
Organism: Clunio marinus
Lineage: Eukaryota; Metazoa; Arthropoda; Insecta; Diptera; Chironomidae
Source: the annotation of a GenBank genome assembly
UUCGAAAUUCUGUAAUUUGAUAUCAACUUCAUUUCCCUCGAACACUUUCCUUGUGGCAGUUCUGCAAAUUGUCAAUUAUCAUAUUAAAUUUGAUUACUUCAUCAAAAAUGGCAUUUGGAGACGUUAAAACCGCCAAAGGUUUGCAAGAACUUAACAAUUUUUUGGCUGAGAAUUCAUACAUCAGCGGAUACACGCCAUCCAAAGCUGAUUUAUCAGUUUUUGAAGCUUUGGGAAAAUCUCCUUCCGACUUUGCUAAUAUAGCACGUUGGUAUCGACACAUUGCAUCAUUUUCAACUCAAGAACGUUCGAAAUGGACAGGAAGUGCAUUGCCUCAAGUUAGCGGUGGAACAACAACUGUUAGUGCUUCAAAAGCUGACGAUGAUGACGUCGAUUUGUUUGGAUCAGAUGAGGAAGAUGAUGCUGAAGCAGAGAGAAUCAAAGCCGAACGAGUUAAGGCUUAUUCAGAAAAAAAAUCGAAAAAGCCAGCCCUUAUUGCCAAAUCCUCAAUUUUAUUAGAUUGCAAGCCGUGGGACGAUGAAACCGACAUGAAGGAAAUGGAACGACUUGUGAGAACGAUUGAAAUGGACGGGCUUUUAUGGGGUGUCUCAAAACUUGUUCCACUUGCUUAUGGUAUCAAUAAGCUUCAAAUUUGCUGCGUCAUUGAAGAUGACAAGGUCUCUGUCGACGAAUUACAGGAGAAGAUCACUGAAUUUGAAGAUUAUGUUCAAUCUGUGGAUAUUGCUGCCUUUAACAAGAUUUAAAUCGAUUGUACUCGAAACUGAAGCGAAUUUUAAACACUUCAUAAGCUCCUCAUAAGGAAUAAUAAAGACGCUUAAAUGCGAACAUCUAUGUACUUUUCAAACUA